UCUUGGUCGACCAAAUUGUGCGACGACUUGACCGAUAUCGUCCGUGGAUUGACCGAUCUUCUCAACGAGAUCACACGAGAUUAUGGAAUCGUUGAUCUAUCAAUCGGCCUUCAACAUCCGAAUGACAAUGAGCGUGUGGCUGUGCUGCAAUAUCCGGGUGACCUGCAAAUUGAAUCUGAAGGACGGCGAGAUCCUGAAGCGUUGCGGCGAUGGAACGCUUACAACUCGUUCGACAAUCGCCUACUGCCAAUGCCAUCAAAUAUGGGAAUCGGUAACGCUCGAUCUGUGGCUCAUUUCCACUCUCUGAUUGCUGAACGGAAAAUUCUUAGCGACGCAUUUCAUAAGAAUUUGGAGCGGCCCGUGUUAGAGCACGACUAUGACCAUGUGAUCGGCUAUGAGGAGAAUAAGGGCUAUGGAUUUCAGUUCACGAAGAAUCCGAAGGGACAGUGGAUAUUCGGGCAUUCUGGAUUUGGAGGUCAAAAUGUUCGAGUGGAUAUGCAUAAUGGUCUUUCGUACGCCUAUUUGUGCAACGGUCUGAAAAUCUCUGACGCUGAUCUCGUAGAGCCGUGGAAACGACUUGUCGACAAAUUAUAUUCUCUGUUAUGA
Molecule: messenger RNA, 606 nt
Organism: Ostertagia ostertagi
Lineage: Eukaryota; Metazoa; Nematoda; Chromadorea; Rhabditida; Trichostrongylidae
Source: the annotation of a GenBank genome assembly